Molecule: messenger RNA, 2094 nt
Organism: Neurospora hispaniola
Lineage: Eukaryota; Fungi; Ascomycota; Sordariomycetes; Sordariales; Sordariaceae
Exons: 2
Coding region: 1-2094 (697 amino acids)
Biological process (GO): regulation of DNA-templated transcription
Molecular function (GO): DNA-binding transcription factor activity, RNA polymerase II-specific; zinc ion binding
Source: RefSeq, a predicted model, not a curated record
AUGGGUGAGAAUGACUAUGGCGAUAACGCUUUCGUCAACCGACAUGUCCCCGAGGAGGGAACCGCUCCUGCGACUGCUGGCCAUUCGGCUCAACCCGUACCCGCACCCACAAGCGGCUCGUUUUUCUCGUCCAAUGCGGUAGCGUUAUUGUCGUCGCAUCACGGUGACGUGUCUUCAGUAGCAUCAGCAGCAGCUUCCGGUCCAGGUCCAGUACGAACACAGAAGAAGAGAGCCCAGGUGUCCAAGGCCUGUCAACGAUGCAGAAGACUGCAAAAGGGGUGUAGCGAAUCGAGGCCAUGUCAGAGGUGCAUCGGUGUCGGAUUGGAGGAUCAAUGUCUCCGGAGCGAGAGGAUGAUUGGGUGUCAUCAAAGUGGAAGUCGACAACAUGGACAACACCACCAGACGCAGACACAUGUUCUGCUGCCCCGAGCUCAUGUCCAUGCCGGUGGACUGGCACCAGCUACAGCCACAGUCACAGCUUCAACAGGGACGACAACAACAACAACAACAACAACAACAACGACAUGGUCCUUCACCCAGCUCCCAGCCAGCCCUGAAAGUCUGGUCAACUACCCUCUCUCAGGCGGUGCAGCAUCAGCCAGCUCUCCUCACCAGGUUCAGCAACAUCAUCAUCAACAACAACAGCAGCAGCAGCAGCAGCACACAACCCCUCUUCCCAAGCCAGUACUCGACCACUGCAUCAACCGCUUCUUCUCCCGCCUCUACCCCACCAUUCCCAUCCUCACCCCUACCUACAUCAACCACCUCCUCCACAUCUCUUCCUCUCCCCAGCCCAGCCAACCCCUCGGUGACAAAGGCGCCGAAGCCCAGACCCUCCUCCUCUCUCUCUGCGCCCUGACCCUCCUCCAAAUCGAGCAGCCUUCCCAUUGUCUCUUCACCUCCAUCGGCAUCCCGCACUCCAACUCCGUCUACGGCCGAUUACUCUUUGAAGAAGCACAAGCCAGCCACCAUCGUCAACUUUUGGCUUCGGGCACAAAUACUGGUACAGGUACAGAAAGAAAACAGGGCGAAGAAGCAGAAGAGGAAGAUGGGGAAAGAGGGGGUGAGAUGACGCGGACGAGGAAAACCCUGGCGGAUCGGUUAUUUUGGGUGCUUUUGGUGAGCGAAAGGUCGCAUGGAAUUAGGUAUCGGAGGCCGAUAACGCUGCAGAUUACGCCCGCCACGCCAUCGCUACCUCUGGAUAUGGGCUGUGCCGAUCCGGAGUUGGCAGGGUUGAGUAGCUUGGUGGCGCUGUUCAGGCCGUUGGAUACGGGGUUCAUGGCGUUGUUGAAUCAGGAGGUGACAAUGACCUCGAGCGCAUUUGGGAGUCCGGCGAUGGUGGCGGGGCCGUUGGAUGUGGUGGAAAGAGCAAUUGCGGAGGCGGUGCCCGGUCCUAGUCCGGGUCCAGUUUCCCUCCCGUCCAUGUCGCCAGAUGGACACCUGAUGGAUUCAAUGUGUGUUUCUUCCCCUCCACCUCCACCACCACCACCACUUCCUCCCUUUCCUUCUCCUCCUCCUCCUCUUCCGAACACGACAAUCCAUUCCCUCGUUCCCACCAGCCACCUCCACACAACCCAAAUCGCCAACCUGAAAAUCACCCAACUCUGGCUGCGUGUGAUCCUCUGGCAAAUCCGCUUGCGCAUCGGGUUAUUGAUCCCUCCCCCUCCCCGUCCUCCUCUUCCUUCUUCUCCUUCCGAACCCUUGGUAACUUCCCAGCUCCCCAUUAAGGAAUCCUUAACCUACCACCACCCCCUCUCCAUCGCUCACCAGCUCGUCCAAGUCACCAAAUCUUUGCCCCUAGAAAGCAUCCGCGUGCAUGGCGUCGGGUUGACGGAGAAGGUCUUUGAUGUCGCUUGUGCCAUGGUGGAUGUACUUGCCAAGGUGCCUUUGGAGGAUCGGAGAAGGUUUUCUGGGUCGAUGGGGUCCUUGCUAGAGGUAAUGACAAGGGAACGGCAGGAGGAAGAGGAAAGGGAGGAUUUGGAGUGGAUCAGAGGGUUGAUUCAUCGGUUACCGGGUGGGAGCGCAAUUUAUGACGAUCUGUUGGGGAAACAUAUCGCUGGUGUGUUGCCGGAUUGGGGGUUGAGGGGUUUUUGA